Messenger RNA from Camelina sativa (false flax), 1818 nucleotides. RefSeq lists its product as uncharacterized. The record is from RefSeq and is a predicted model, not a curated record. Lineage: Eukaryota; Viridiplantae; Streptophyta; Magnoliopsida; Brassicales; Brassicaceae.
ACAUUUCUCCUCUCGUGAGGACAAAGAUUGCCUAAGGACAAUAUGGCCCCACAUGGUUCAGCGAAAACCUUAGCAGUCGUCCUUGCAAUACUCAGCAUUCUCUUGCUCAGCCAAGUUGACGCUGAGAGCCCGUCCCGUCGCGGCCCACCUCCUUCUCGUCUCCCCCCGCCUCCACCCCCUCGCGGUCAACCUGCACGCCCUCGUCGCCCGCCACCACCCCCUCACCAUCCGCCUCCACCACCUCCAAUGGCAUGUCCACCUUGUACUUGUCCACUACCAUCCCCUCCACAGGGCACCCCACCGUCAAUUUCGCCACCAGACACAUCACCACCUAUGACUAAUUCGCCACCCAAUAUUUCACCAAAUAAGACUCCACCACCGGAGAUUAUAGUGGAUCCUGAGAUUCCACCGUCAGAAAAUCCAGCACCCGAUAUUUCGUCACCAGAGAUUUCACCCCCUCAGACUCCACCACCAAAUAUUACAGACCCUGAGAUUCCACCACCAGAGAUUAUAGUAGACCCUGAGAUUCCACCACCAGAGAUUAUAGUAGACCCUGAGAUUCCACCAUUUGAGACACCAUUACCCGAGAUUUCAUCACCUGAGACUCCACCACCAGAUAUUGUAGACCCUGAGAUUUCACCAUCCGAAAAUCCAGCACCCGAGAUUACGUCACCAGAGAUUUCGCCACCUAAUACUCCACCACCUAAUAUUAUAGACCCUGAGAUUCCACCACCAGAAAUUAUAGUAAACCCCGAGGUUCCAUCAUCUGAAACACCACCACCUGAGAUUUCACCAUCUGAGACUCCACCACCUGAGAUUUCACCAUCUGAGACUCCACCACCGAAUAUUAUAGACCCUGAGAUUCCGCCCCCAGAGAUUAUAAUAGAUCCUGAGAUUUCACCAUCUGAGAGUCCACCACCCGAGAUUACACCACUUGAGACUCCACCACCAGAGAUUAUAAUAGAUCCUGAGAUUCCACCCUCCGAGAGUCCACCACCAAAUAUUAUAGACCCUGAGAUUCCACCAUUUGAGACUUCACCACCAGAUAUUAUAGACCCUGAAAUAUCACCACCAGAUAAUAUAGUUCCCGCGUUUCCACCAGAUAUAUUAGUCCCCGUGUUUCCACCAUCUGAUACUCCACCACCGGAGAUUAUAGACCCAAAGACUCCAUCACCUGAGAUCCCACUGCCAGAGAACCUACCAACGCUUCCUCCAAACACACCCCAACAAACUCCUCCAAACACACCAGCAGAAACUCCUCCAGACACACCAUCGCAGACUCCACCAACACUUCCACCAAACUCACCACCGAUGGCUCCUCUAGGUACACCAACGUUUCCACCAAACAACUCACUACCACCUUCUCCUUCGAGCUCCCCACCACCGCCCCGGUCUCAAACACCACCACCAUCUCCCCCACGUGGCAUAUGUCCCAGGAACGCCAAUCAGAUAAGGUCAUGUUCCAAUAUCCUAAAAUUUUUCGGUAACUUCCUAGAUUUUCGAUUGGCGAAGCCAUGUUGUACCCUCAUUCGUGAUCUAUCCGAUGCUCAAGCAGCUGCUUGCCUAUGUGAUUUGGUGAGAGCACGACGUUCCACUCUUUCUCCCAAUAUCAUUAUCCUCUGUAGGGCUUGUGGCCGCAGGAUUCCGAGAGGCUUCACCUGCCCAUAACUAUUUCCUUGUCUCCCGGCCCUUGUUAUAACCUAAAUUUACGAAAAUAAACUUUAACACUUAAACCACAACUAAAGUCUUGUGACUUAUUUACUUUCUACCAGUAAUAUAUAAUGUAAUAAAACAUCAAUAAAUUUUGUGUCUUUUAAA